AUGGAGGAAGAAAGCAAGAAGGCAAUCGAGGACGAAAUCGAGGAAGAAAUCGAGAGAAAUUGUUCAAAAUGUCAAAAAAUAUGGAAUGACAAGAUGGAAAUUUGCCUUAACUGUGAGCUACCUUCAUGGACCACUGGAGAUGAUAUAAUCGAUGAUAAAAUAAAACAAGUACAACUCGACGCUUUUAUUUUUGGCACUGAUACCUGGUUUGAGUGGAUUCCUUAUGACGAAUUUAGUGAAAUUAAGUUUAUAGCUGAAGGAGGAUUUGGCAGUGUAUCGAGUGCAAUCUGGAAUUCAGGACGUGUAUGUAGUUAUGAUCAAAAAGCAAGAAAAUUUAUUCGAGAAGAAGCGACUAUUGUUGCACUGAAAACGUUAUUCGAAUCAAAUAAGGCUAACCCUGAGAUUAUUCAAGAAAUAGAUUCAACAAUCAUAAAUAGAGAUUAUGCUAGUCUAUGUCGUACUUAUGGGAUCUCAAGAGACCCUAAAACAAAGAACUAUAUUCUAGUCUUAGAAUUUUAUGAUGUUGCUUUACAUAAUAUAAGCAACACCGAGUACUUUGACAUGGAAUGCUUGAGAUCUUUAGCUAAAGGAUUGAAAUCGCUGCAUUAUAAAAAAUUCGUUCAUCGUGAUUUGCAUAGUGGUGCAGUAUUCAAAAGCCGAUCAAUCUCAAAAAUAAUUGAAAAAGCAGGAGUUGAUAUCACUUCUUUAAAUAAUCCCAAAAAAGAGCCUAAUGACGCAUAUAUUACUCGACAAUUUGACGAUGAUUUGACAUUAUGA
Messenger RNA from Ambispora gerdemannii, 777 nucleotides. Lineage: Eukaryota; Fungi; Glomeromycota; Glomeromycetes; Archaeosporales; Ambisporaceae. The record is from the annotation of a GenBank genome assembly.